Molecule: messenger RNA, 516 nt
Organism: Knipowitschia caucasica
Lineage: Eukaryota; Metazoa; Chordata; Actinopteri; Gobiiformes; Gobiidae
Source: the annotation of a GenBank genome assembly
AUGGAGCGAGACUACGACAGAGCGAGACUACGGCAGAGCGAGACGGUGACAGAGCGAGACUACGGCAGAGCGAGACUACGACAGAGCGAGACGGUGACAGAGCGAGACUACGUCAGAGCGAGACAACGGCAGAGCGAGACUACGACAGAGCGAGACGGUGACAGAGCGAGACUAUGGCAGAGCGAGACUGCGACAGAGCGAGACAACGGCAGAGCGAGACGCCGACAGAGCGAGAUGGCGACACAGAGCGAGACGGCGACAGAGCGAGACGGUGACAGAGCGAGACUACGACAGAGCAAGACUAUGGCAGAGCGAGACUACGACAGAGCGAGACUACGACAGAGCGAGACUACGACAGAGCGAGACUAUGGCAUAGCGAGACUACGGCAGAGCGAGACUACGGCAGAGCGAGACUACGGCAAACGAGACAAAGGCAGAGCGAGACUACGGUGGAGCGAGACUACGGUGGAGCGAAUGUCAUCAGUCCUAAAACGCUUUCAUUUCGCCACAAACUGA